Molecule: messenger RNA, 1370 nt
Organism: Phaedon cochleariae (mustard beetle)
Lineage: Eukaryota; Metazoa; Arthropoda; Insecta; Coleoptera; Chrysomelidae
Source: the annotation of a GenBank genome assembly
UGGAUAUGAUGUGAUUCCUGUAGUGUUAAAUCCGAUACUACAUGAUUUUCAAAACGUAACGCAAGCGUACAUUAUGAGAGAUGAUAUUGGUUUAAGAACUUGGAUUGAACGUUUUUCGGUACGAGAGAUUAGUUUUGAAUUUUGGAGCAGGACCAAUAUAUGGGAGGAAUAACGUGCGAUGGCUAGGGAACACGCACCCACGUAAUUUGGGUAAUUUCCUAUCUAUCCUACCUAAGGUGAAUAUGCUGUUGAUAUUAUAUGCUAGUUAGUUUAUUUUUCCGACGUUUUCUCUAACUACCGUUGAUAUAGCGCAGGUUAGCCAAACGAUGGAAAUUAAUUCUAACAAAUCAGAGCCGUUGGCUAAAAUAGUAAACAGUCCGGUUACAUCGCUAAAUUUCGAUGAUUUUAGGAAGAUAAUUAUGGCUAUGGUUUUACCACAACAAGUAAUGGUGGAUAUAGAAUAUGACAAUGGUGAAAAUGUAAUGCUAUCAGGCGUCGCGGGAUUAAUGGCAAAUAUGUUCUUCUCGACGACGCCUGGAUUUAGGACUAUAACUUUGAGGAGCGCGCGUGAAACGGAUGUAAUAAUUGGUCGCAUGUUGAGUAAAUUGGGGUAUAAAAACGAUAAUCAGAAUCAACCAUUGAACGUCACCCCCCAGAGAGGUGGGCCGAAUGUUUGGUUAGAGCUUGAAACGCAUGAUUUCGAUGGUUUAGGAUGGUGUAAUUCGCGUACGAAUGAGGUUUAUGUAAUUAAUGAUGCAUUGUAUGAUGGAAUAAAUGAGUUACCAAUAUACGUUGGACUUGAUCAGUACGUAGAUAUUCAGGAUUUGGUUGACUUUAAUGAUGUGCCUAGACCGCCCAUCUUAAACGAUAUCACAAGAUGUUUAGCUGACGCGGCACGAACGAAGAAUAGAGCAGAUGCAGUUCAGUCUCUCUUUUCGUAUGUCGCGCCAAAAUGGUCGCAGUUCUUCUUUAAUUUGAAUAGAUUUAUUGUAACAUAUGGCGAGACUGGUUUUAGGGAAAUUCCUAUCAAUUGUGUGUACCGUUUGAAGCACCUCGCCAGAGAAAAUGGAUUUAAUAGUGGAAGUAUAAGUUAUUCAAAAAUAAAUUCUGGAUGAUAUUGUGGUGUGCACGUGUAUUAUGCCAUAUGACUUUUUGUUUCGAAAAUAAGUGUUUGUUUUAUAAAGAAAUUGGGGAAAUCACAAUGUAUGUGCAAUAAUUUGCCAUUUUCUAUGGUGAGUUUUUAUUACAUCUAGAUAAAAACUGUACCGUGAUCCGGACAAUUGAAGACAAGUUAUCUUGCUACCACGCGAAUACAAGGACAAAUGAACAGGUCCGGCUUCGAUAAUUUUUAAACAUGUCUUGCUCCAAAU